GUUAAAUUGAAGAUCUCCAUCAUCAUGAUCCCUGCUCUUUAUCAUAACUCUAUGCGCUCCAAAAGGUCGUCAUUUCUGUGUAAAUCAUCGCGGCACAGCUCCACUCAAUAACUGUUUCUAUGUCCUAUUGCUACUUUGCUACCCAUGAUGUCAGAAGCCAAGAAGAGGUUAUAAAAGGCCCUGCAGUUCCCUCAAUAGCUACACAACGACCAACCUACCUAACGAUCAAUCUACACGACCUUCUAUCAAACAAUCUUCAAAUUUCAAUGUCUUCUGCAUCUGAACAGCACCAACAUCACGUCGCUGGCGGCCUCAAAGCCGCACUACACAACCCAAACGUCUCCGAAGAGGCUAAGGCCAAUGCUCAGCAACGAUUGGAGAAUAUGGGCUCAGCUACUGAAACGGAAGCUCCGUCUUAUGACGAAGAAACUAAUAGAGUGCUUGGUGGCUAUAAAGCAACGCUGACAAAUAAUCAAACUUCCAGUGCGGCUAAGGCGCAUGCGCGAGAGGUUCUCGAAGCUGCUGGGAUUGAAGUCGACCUUGGACAUACAUCAGAUGAGCAUCAAACAAGAGUACUGGCCGGUUACAAAGCUGCUUUGAACAACCCUAGAGUUUCGGCAGAGGCCAAGGCUCAUGCCAGGGAGUUCCUUCGCGAACACGGUAAUGAUGAAUCUGUGUAGACGCGAGCUCGUUACUGAUGUAGCGCGUAUAUAAUGUAAAAAUAAUCAUUGACUCGGAUGUAUUUGUGUUUUCUUUUCCAUUGCACGAAUCUGAUCGUCCAUAAACUAUU
Molecule: messenger RNA, 790 nt
Organism: Lentinula edodes (shiitake mushroom)
Lineage: Eukaryota; Fungi; Basidiomycota; Agaricomycetes; Agaricales; Omphalotaceae
Exons: 4
Coding region: 120-680 (186 amino acids)
Cellular component (GO): cytoplasm
Source: RefSeq, a predicted model, not a curated record